Triplophysa rosa is the source of this 3110-nucleotide messenger RNA. It is a transcript of the gene cnga2b, whose product is annotated as cyclic nucleotide gated channel subunit alpha 2b. Bases 253 to 2355 code for a protein of 700 amino acids. NCBI's taxonomy places the organism in Eukaryota, Metazoa, Chordata, Actinopteri, Cypriniformes, Nemacheilidae. The record is from RefSeq and is a predicted model, not a curated record. Gene Ontology annotation, cellular component: intracellular cyclic nucleotide activated cation channel complex; plasma membrane. The transcript has 8 exons. Gene Ontology annotation, biological process: monoatomic cation transmembrane transport. Gene Ontology annotation, molecular function: cGMP binding; intracellularly cAMP-activated cation channel activity; intracellularly cGMP-activated cation channel activity.
UUUCUACUAUAGAGAUGUUAAAGAGAGAUAGAUGCGCUGAUUAUAAAAUAACACUGAUUAAAGUACAUAGAGAAAUGUAAGUUGUUAGAAUAAAGCAUGAAGAUUUGAAACACUUUUUGCCUGCUUGUGAUGUUGGAAUGUCCGUGUUUCUUAAUGAACACCAAAAUCUAUCACGGACCAAGUUUUUAUGGAUCUUGAAGAAGAGGAGCAGCUGAGGCCGAGGGGAUCGUCAUAGUGACCAAAUUCCCAGUGAUGGGCCAGGCAACAGCUGAGGGAUCUCCCUGUUCUCAUCGUCUCUCUGUGAAAACUCAAGAGGAUGAGGUGGACCGAGCAGAGAGUGUGCUCAGCAGAUCUCAGUCAGUGUGUGAUGACACGUCCUCUGAGCUUCAGCGAGUAGGCGCUCUAGAACCUCGGGAUGAGCCGUCCAGAAACUCAUUUCGAGGGAGAGGGGCACUGUCAAGAUUGGUGAGUCUGGUGGUCACUCUGAGAGACUGGGCACACAGAAGUCUGGUAGAGGAGGAGGAGAGACCAGACUCCUUCCUGGAGAGAUUCCGUGGACCCGAAGUACGAACCAUUCCAAGCCGAAGAAGCAACAACCAACCAGAUGCCAAUGGCAACACUAAAGGAAACACAAAGAAGACAUGGGAAACAUUUAUUGUUUCUCCUUCUGAUGAUUUAUACUAUUAUUGGCUGUUCUUUAUCGCCGCAGCUGUGCUCUAUAACUGGGUUCUGCUUGUGGGCAGAGCAUGUUUCGACCAACUCCAGACUGAAAAUGCCAUUGUCUGGCUGGUGUUUGACUACAUGUGUGAUUUUGUCUACAUACUGGAUUCAUGUAUGCGGCUAAGGACAGGAUACCUAGAACAAGGACUUCUGGUGAAGGACUUAGCAAAACUCAGAGACAGCUACAUUCAUACAUUUCAGUUCAAAAUGGACGUUAUCUCCAUCCUCCCCACUGACCUGGCAUACAUCAUCUUGAGCAUCAACACACCACAACUACGUUUCAAUCGUCUUCUGCGCUUCUCCCGCAUGUUCGAGUUCUUCAACCGAACAGAGACGAGAACCAAUUACCCAAACAUCUUCCGAAUCUGGAACUUGGUGCUUUACAUCCUGGUCAUCAUCCACUGGAAUGCCUGUAUCUACUAUGCCAUCUCAAAAUCUCUGGGAUUUGGAUCUGAUCAAUGGGUUUAUCCCAAUAUCACCUCCUCAGAGUUUGGAACUCUGAGACGGAGUUACGUGUACUGCUUCUACUGGUCGACACUGACGCUCACCACCAUCGGAGAGAUGCCGCCACCAGUACGGGAUGAGGAAUAUGUAUUUGUGGUCUUCGAUUUUUUAGUUGGAGUCCUGAUUUUUGCCACCAUCGUGGGUAACGUGGGCUCCAUGAUUUCAAAUAUGAACGCUACGCGGGCAGAGUUCCAGGCACGCAUUGACGCUAUCAAACAUUACAUGCACUUUCGCAAGGUCAGCCGUAACCUUGAGACACGUGUCAUCAAAUGGUUUGACUACCUGUGGACCAAUCAGAAAGCAGUGGAUGAGCAGGAAGUCUUAAAGAACCUUCCUGACAAGCUACGGGCAGAAAUCGCAAUCAACGUUCAUUUAACCACUCUGAAGAAAGUUCGCAUCUUUCAGGACUGUGAGGCUGGCUUGUUGGUAGAGCUGGUGUUAAAACUACGCCCUCAGGUAUACAGUCCCGGCGACUACAUCUGCCGAAAAGGAGACAUCGGAAAGGAGAUGUAUAUCAUCAAAGAGGGAAAGUUAGCAGUUGUUGCUGAUGAUGGAGUGACACAGUUUGCAUUGCUAACAGCUGGGGGAUGUUUUGGGGAAAUUAGCAUUCUGAACAUUCAGGGUAGUAAAAUGGGAAACCGCAGGACUGCUAACAUUCGUAGUAUCGGCUACUCUGACCUCUUCUGCCUUUCGAAAGACGACCUCAUGGAGGCCGUGACCGAAUACCCAGAUGCUCAAAAGGUCCUGGAAGAACGUGGGAGGGAAAUUUUGAGGAAACAGGGGCUUUUGGAUGAAAGUGCUGCUGCAAAGGGAUGCAUUCUUGUCAUGGAGACAGACGAGAAGGUUGAACGUUUGGAGAUCUCUCUGGAUGUUCUGCAAACACGUUUUGCCCGGUUGUUAGGGGAGUUCACAGCAACUCAAAGCAGAUUAAAGCAAAGAAUCACAGCGCUUGAGAGACAGCUGUGUCAUACAGGUCUCGGGCUUUUGUCAGAUCAAGAGAUAGACUUUGAUAGUGAUGGCAAUGCAUCACGCUCCAACUCAACCACACAGACGCAUGCACAAAUGGACACUGAGAGGCCAGCCAACACAGAUUCCCAGCACUCACCCAGGAACUGCAGGAGUCAUGACUGAACCUAAAAGCAGAAUUGAUUUACAAAUGCUUUAGAUUUUAGGCUUGGCAAUAAUAUACUUACUAAAUCUUGUUACAAGUACAUGACAAAAGUAAGAGCAUCCCAAUCAAAUACGUAUACUGUAUUCAUGGGGCCUGAUGUAUAACAGUUGCACACACACAAAAUGGCCAUGUUAAGUGUUAUACAUGAGGCCCUGGACUGUAUAAUGAGAAGUGCUUCAUUAAAGUCACAGUUCACAAAAAAUUCUGUCAAAAUGUAUUUACCCUCAUGACGAUUCAAACCUGUAUAUGACUCGUUCUUCUCUGGAACACAAAAAAUAUUCUGAGAAGUGUCUCAGUGGUUUUGUGUCCAUUCAAUAGAACCCACUGCGUUCGAAUGUUGUUUGGUGAUACCAACGUUCUUCAAAAUGUCUUUUUGCAUUUCGCAGAAGAAACUUUCUGAAGGUGAACUUUAAGUUUGUUAAUUACUGUACAUCCCUAACACACACAGAUCUCUAGAUUUGACCGUCUCUGUCAUAUUGAUGAUCAUUCACACUCUCAGUUUUGAAAGUAUUUUAGUAUUGUAAAGAAAUUGCGUACAAAACAAAACUGCUGGUUAGCAAGUCCAAAAUGUUUAAUCAUAAACCUGUUCUUGUUUCAAGUCUGCAUGUUGAGCUCAUAAUAACUUACUCUGCCUUUUGAUUAUACAAAGAUAAAAAUGAAUAAAAUAUUGUAAUUGAUCGCAAUUAUGGCUGUUUGCAACUCUUUCAUAUUCAAA